UGAGCAGUUUGUUUUCCGUUCGCAUUUGGAUUUUGUAACCCGACCAACGGCAGCAGGUUGCUGUCGAAUUGGAGAACAAAAAUCGCUAAAAAUAAUGAAAUAUUUUAUUUAAACAUUAAUAUAAUUAACCUCCGAAUUUGUUGGUUAUAAAAGCUGUAGGAAAACAUAAUCGUUCUAACGCACAAACAACAAAAACAAAACCACUGCGCAGUUCUUAGGCGCAGAAAAUAUUUAAUUAAAAUGCCAAAAUAAAAACAGUGUCGAAUCUGCACUGAAAAAUGUCCAUUAAAUGUGAUUAUUGAAGUGAAAAACAGCACAAAGAGAGUUCAAACAAGUUUUAAGUACAUAAACAAAUUUUGAACAACAAUUUUGACAAUCCAUUACAAGGUUGUAAAAAUAACUUCGAAAAAGGUAGUUGAAAAGAAAUACCCGAAAAAAUCAGAGAUUUCAUCAAGAAAACCAGAAUUCAUUAAAGGUCAAGACUUAAUAGAGUUGCUGCAUGGGGAACAGUCUGAUAACGAGUGGAAAACCGAGUCAACGUCGCGAGAAGAGGCUUUUCGAGAGGCUGAGCUGCAGCUACGCUCAGACUCCCAAUAGAAUGGAGCUAAAUAUGAAUCCCCUGCUGGCUUUGGCCCGCUCGAUUGCGUCGCCUUCCACACCGCCACUUACUCCGGAGAAAAUGGCCUCGGAUAAGGAGCAGGCUCCCAUCGAACAGCUACCUAAUGAAAUGUGGCUGGAGAUCAUGUCCUAUCUAUCCUACAACGAUCUGCAGCAGUUGCGCAUGGUAUCUUGGCGAUGCCGAGAUCUGGUACACCGUCGGCGAUUCAUGGAGAAGGGCAAGGUGAUAGUGACGCAGCACAAUCUGGAAGCGAUUCACAAGCAUGCAAAGGGUGGAAACUGCUAUUUAAGUUUCGAGAGGAUCGAGCUGCGAAAUCUCCGCCAGUGCCGCCAGUUGGAGAACUUUCUUCGUCUUGUGGGUCACGAGGUGAAGCAUCUCCAAGUGCGCCAUGCUCCUGUAUUUCGGAAUAUGGAUGGAAAGUUGCCCAACCUGAAAGUCCUGACAAUUGCCACCACUAGUUCCAUGGAUGACCAGCAUCUAAAAGCGGUGGAUGGUUUGGAUAUGAAACAGUUUGCCCACCUAGUAGGAUUCGAAUGCGAUGGCGUAAGCUUGGACUCUUCAUUGAAGCUGUUAAUGUUGCUGCAGUUGCGACGCAAGGAGAACAAGGUGCAGCUCCGUCAUCUGCAAUUCGAAUUCCGAAGGAACAACGAGAGCGCUCUGCUGGAUGUCCUGCGGGAUCACGCGGACACCUUGGUGUGUGUGGACAUAUUCUUCAGCUGUUCGCCAGGAAUCGACACUCGGGAGUGGUGCCAGGCCUUUGAAACCAUGUAUAAUCUGCGCACUUUGAAGCUAUCUGGAAAUUGUCAUCUUGUUCUACUGGAAGCCGUCUUAAGAGCAGUACCAAAGUCAGCACCAAUUCGUCAAUUGGAUUUAACUGGGAUGCUAUCACUUACCAAUGAACUACUACUCUAUAUAGCCGGAAAAUGGCAGAAUACUUUAAAGGUCCUGGAUCUAAUGUUUUGCGUCCAACUUAACACCAACUGUAUUGAUGCACUGCGGCAGCUGAGUGGUCAGUUGGAGGCCUUGACCAUGGCUUAUUGCAGAGAAUUGACGGGAAUGGGCUUAGUUCAGGGACUGACCGGCAAUAUGAACUAUACCCUGCAGGAGCUGCACCUAGAAGAAACUAUUUUCCUAGAUGAGAACUCCAUGUGCCAACUGCUGGAGAGACUGCCCAAUUUGCGACGCCUCAGUUUGGAUAAUUGCCGACAAGCGGUAACAGAUCGCACAAUGGCCACUAUUUGCCAAUACCAAACGAAACUCCGAAAUCUUAACAUCGAUUAUUGUGUAAAGAUCACGGAUCAGGGUUUGAUAGGAUAUGGCGAGACUCCUUAUCCCAUUAGUCGCCUACGCGGAUUAAAGGAACUCAACCUUAGAGGCUGUCGCAAUCUAACAGAUAAUGCAUUAAAAACUGGACUAAAGUUACCAGAACUGCGAGCCCUUUCCCUAGGUUAUUGUACUCGACUAACCCCAGAGGGCUUUGAGGCCGUAACCCACAAUUGCCCAUCACUGGAAGCCCUUUGCGUGUCCAGCUGCUUUGCAGUGGAAGAUGAGACUGUGCUUAGUAUUGUUAGCAAUCUGAAACGUUUGAGAGUACUCAACCUAAGCAACUGCUGCAAGCUGACCCUUCAAUCAAUUCACCACAUCCUGGCGCAUGGACACAAUCUUGUGGAGCUGAUUGCCUGCUCCAUUGACGGCAUGGAUCAUGAGCAGGCCCAGCGGAUUCUGGAGGCGCAGAGACCGCAAAUGAAGCAAGUGCUUCUAUAGCAGGAGAGGUAUAUCCACUGACGGAGCCGAAACACUCCCCAUAACGACUGGGGGAGUCGAGAGGAUGAUCAGUUUGACGACGAUGAGACCGAGAUCAUCGAGAUCGUGGUUUAGUCAUAGCUCCUCCGACGAUUAGAUUUAGUUAAAGUUUAGCGUGAAACGUUUAUUAUUGUUUGUCCCUAAGGACAUUAUUCUAAACCUUAGGAAAAAACUUUAGAGGUGAUACUUAGAUUUUUUUUAAAAACAUCAUCCGAUUUCUACUAUAAGAUCAGCCAGAACAGAAGCCAAAUAUCAAAGUACAAGUAUUCCUCCCACCCAAAAUCCAUCUGAACAUUUCAGUGAUUAAUGUUUGAUAUAUUUUUAAAUCGACUUUGAACGUCAUACUAUUGCAUGCAUUAAAGUUUUUAAUUUGAAUUAAUCAAGCAAUACCAACAAGCGAAGACUUCAUCUUAGAUUUAACUUAUACUUAAACUGAGGCCAUGAUUAAAAUCCCGAAGAGCUUGCAUUUCUAUAUACCUACUUAAGUCGGGCUAAGCAACGAAACAAUACUUCUACAGAUAAUAGCCAGCCAAUAUGUAAUAAUCAGAGUGUGUCUACAAUUUUAAAAACUCAUAUAGAAUUAGUGUAUAUGGUUGCUAAACAUUUUAAUGGUACGAGUUUGCAAAAAGAGGCUGUUAGUUAGUAAGUUAAUGUUCAAAUUUAAUCAACUACUAAAUGAUACAUUUUAAUCAAUAGGAUUGUAAGAACAGUUUUGAGAAAAGUUUUAAAUGAAAUCGGAUAUAGGUAUAAGGGAAGGACAGACUUUCCCGAUAAGACAGAAUGGGACUUUUGGAAUAUAUUCUUUUGAAGAACUUUACUUUAUUUAAUCAACUUUUAAACAUUUAAUAAAUGUUGCAUGUGUUAUAAGCUAAUCAAAAUGUAAACGAUAUAAAAUUCCCGAAAGGGAAUUAUUUAUUAAAGUGUGCUACAGCUAUAAAGGAUAUUCAGCUUCUUUUGAAGAAAACCCAAUAAAUACGAAAUAUUUCAAUGUCAAA
Drosophila eugracilis is the source of this 3417-nucleotide messenger RNA. RefSeq names its product dynein regulatory complex subunit 6. The coding region runs from base 500 to 2383 and encodes 627 amino acids. The transcript is spliced from 3 exons. Gene Ontology annotation, molecular function: protein binding. NCBI's taxonomy places the organism in Eukaryota, Metazoa, Arthropoda, Insecta, Diptera, Drosophilidae. Gene Ontology annotation, biological process: SCF-dependent proteasomal ubiquitin-dependent protein catabolic process. Gene Ontology annotation, cellular component: SCF ubiquitin ligase complex. The record is from RefSeq and is a predicted model, not a curated record.